AUGUUGAAGCAGCCAAUUGGAAAGUUGAAGAUUCUUGAAUGCCCAAACCACAAGACCGUUUCAGUGGAAAAAACAGGACAUUCAAAUAAUAAUGUUUUCAUAUACACUAACGUUAUGAUAAUUGAGCAGCCAACUUGGACUUCAUGCAAUAAUGACAAUUGCAACUUGAUUUCGUCUGAAUCUGAGUGCAAAGUCUCAGAAACUUGUGGUUAUGAGGAGUUGACAUAUGAUAUACUAUCACAUGUUCAAGGCCAUCCUUUGGCAAUUCAAGUAUUGGGCUCAUCUUUGUUUGAUCGAAAUAUCUCACAGUGGAAAAGUGCACUGGUUAGAUUUAAAGAAAAUAAAAGUGACAAUAUUAUAGAUAUCCUGCGAUUAGCUUUUGAUGAGUUGGAUAACCUAGAGAAGGAGAUAUUUCUAGAUAUUGCUUGUUUUUUGAAUAAUGAAAAGGAAGAAUGGGUGAUGGAAAUUCUAGAUUUUCGUGGACUUCAUCCUGAAUAUGGUCUACAAAUUCUUGCUGAAAAAUCGCUUAUAACCAUUGAGGAUGGGGAUAUUCGUAUGCAUGGCUUGUUGAUAGAUUUGGGAAGAUGCAUUAUUCGAGAAAAAUCACCUAACAAACCGAUAAAGUGGAGUAGGUUAUGGGAUUACCAAGAUCUAUGCAAAGUUAUGUCAGACAAUAUGGAAUCUGUAAUAAAUCAUGAGGCUAUAGCUGUUGAGGAUUUCCUAAUGGAGUUUGAUGAAACAACAAUAAGGGCUGAUGCUAUAUCAAAAAUGAGUAAACUUAAGUUUCUCAAACUUGUCUUUUUGAACUUUUGUGGCAACCUCGAUCAUCUUUCGAAUGAGUUGGGGUAUCUUAAAUGGUUCGGAUAUCCUUUUAAGCACUUGCCUUCAAGUUUUCAACCGAACAACCUUAUUCAUCUGUCCCUACGUAAAAGCAACAUGAAACAAGUGUGGAAAGAUAAAAAGCCUCUACCCAAUUUAAGACAUUUGGAUCUCGCUCAUUCCAAAAACCUAAUCCAGAUACCAGAUCUUGGGGAGGCCCCAAAUCUUAGGUUGUUGGAUUUGAAUGGAUGUAAAAAACUCAGGCAGCUUCAUCCAUCCGUUGGUCUUUUAACAAAGCUGACUCUUUUGAAUUUGGAAAAAUGUAAAAGUCUUAUCAAGACACCACAUUUCAGAGAGAACCAAAUUCUUGAAACACUAAAUUUACGAGGAUGUAGACAACUCGAGGAGAUCAAUCCAUCCAUUGGUCUUCUGCAAAAGCUUACCUUUUUAGAUUUGGGUAGGUGUGAAAAUCUAAUAAGCUUACCCAAUAGCAUAUUGUGCCUAAGUUCUCUAGAAUAUUUGAAUCUCUCUGGCUGUCCGAAAUUGUUUAAUAUCCAGUUGUUACAUGAAGCAAGGGAUGAAGAGCAAAUGAAGAAGCUUUGUAUAGGUGAAUCUCCAAUUUGUUCGCACUCAACAUCGUCCAUCAUGAAAAGGUGGUUUAAGUCACCUUUACAUUUGUUGCAAUCUAGAGCACAUAAAGGUUCGGUGAGUCGCUUGUUGCCUUCCUCGCCUACACUUGCUUGUAUGCGUGAACUUCAUCUAAAUUUCUGCAAUUUAGUUCAAAUACCUGAUGCUAUUGGAAAUUUACAUCUCCUAGAAUCCCUAUAUUUAGAGGGAAACAAUUUUGCCACACUGCCAAGCCUCAAAAAGCUUUGGAAGCUGUACUAUUUAAAUUUACAGGAUUGUAGGCAGUUGAAAUAUUUUCCUGAGCUUCCUUCGCGAACUGACUUGUCAUCAGAAAGAUACCAGUACCCAGAGUAUUUAAAUAGGGAUCUUUAUGAGAUAAGAGAGCAUUUGAAAUUUGAAGUUUACAAGUACAAGGAAGCAGGAUUAAAUAUUUAUGGUUGUCCAGAACUAGUUGAGUUGGAAUGUUGCACUAGCAUGGCAUUUUCAUGGACGAGACAAAUUCUUGAGGCUCAUUACCAAUACAAACGUCCGUGUUUGUCCUACAAUGAUGUGUUUCCUCUACGCAUUGGAAGUGUUAUUGGAGGAAGUGAUAUACCUAGCUGGUUCAGCAAUGAGUGCGUAGGCAUAAGUAGUUUAAUAACCAUAGAUAAAUCACCUCUUAUGCAGAAAGGCAAUAAUUGCAUUGGUCUUGCUUGUUGUCUAGUAUUUGGACCUCCUUCUGGAAUAAUGGCUCAUCCCGAAAUAGAAUCAAAUCAUCAUUUUCGUGCUGAGAUUCCGUUGUUUUUAGGAGAAGAUCAAGUCACUAAAGAUCACUUGUGGUUGUUCUAUUAUGCUUUACCACAAUCCUUGUUGACGUGCAGGGAUCCACAUUGGAAAUUGGAAAUUGAGAUAACAAACAUUGAAAGUUGGACUUUUGAGGUGAAAAAAUAUGGGUAUCGUUGGCUUUAUGAUAAACACCUAGAAGUAUCAAACUUAAUAAUGAUGCCGAGUCCAAAUUCGUGAGCUUGGAAGCACAACCUUUUGGCAAUUGAGGAAACCAAGUACCAAUUGCAUAUUUCUGCUACACUUCCAUCAUAUAGAAGCAUUGGAGGCAUCAUGGAAUAUGUAUGCAAGAUUAGUAUCAAUAGACCAAACAAGGAUUCACAGUAAAAUUGCAAUUCAUAAUAACUCCAUGGAUAUCUUUACAAGUUGCACUUAGAUGAAAUUUAGUGCUAAUUUUUUUGAUUACAAAUGGAAGAAAUGCUCUUGGUCUUUUUUUUUUUUUUUUUUCUUUUUUUUUAAGAAAUGUAAAGCAUAUUAAAGUUGUUCCAUAAUCAAUUUCCACAUCUUGCAUGUUGGGAAAAGAAACCUUCAAACAGCGGAAGUGCACACACAAAAAUAGAGAAACAAAAACAAACUCAGAAAUUAACGUGGUUCGACACUUCUUACUUACAUCCACAAACACACUCUGCAAAUUAUUUUAUUUCUCUCCACUUACAAUUUUUACAAGUACAAAAUUUCAAACCCUCUCAUUCACAAGUUUUCUGGAAAAACUUGGAAACCUUCAUACACAAGUUUUCUGG
Cajanus cajan (pigeon pea) is the source of this 3008-nucleotide messenger RNA. Lineage: Eukaryota; Viridiplantae; Streptophyta; Magnoliopsida; Fabales; Fabaceae. The record is from RefSeq and is a predicted model, not a curated record.